GUGACGUUCUGUUAAUGUAGUAUUAGUUAGUGUGGGACAUUUGCAGGGAUCGACAGCGGCGCACGAGUCAGUGCCGAACGCGGGAGAUUCAACACGUAUAGAGAAGGUCCUAAGCCCCCAAAAUGGAGCCGAAAGCGCCCGGAAUGAAGUACCUGCCACUACUGGUGUUCCAGCUUGUACUGGCGGCACUUUUCUUCGUCUUCGUCAAGUAUGACGGCGAUAACCAUCACCAACUUCGAGGUUUCGAAGACACCCACGUGAUGAUCUACAUCGGCUUCGGGUUCCUGAUGACGUUCCUGAAGAAGUACUGCUACAGUGCGCUCGGCUUCAACUGGCUCCUCGCAGCUUUGGUGGCUCAGUGGUCCCUUCUUACCCAGGGGUGGUUCAAUAUGAAGGACAUGGUUAUACCGCUUAACAAGGAGACUAUAAUCGAGGCUGACAUAAUGGCGGCAACCAUUCUCAUAACCUUCGGAGCGCUCCUGGGCGUCGCCAGCGGUGGCCAGCUCCUCUUCAUCGCGAUCGUGGAGACCGCCAUCGCUAGCGCCAACAUUUACCUCGUCACCAGCGUUUUUCAGGCGGCGGACGUUGGUGGCUCGAUCGCCAUCCACUCCUUCGGAGCUUACUUCGGCUUGGGGGUGAGCCUCGCCCUCAAAUCCAAGAGGGUUGAGGGCCAAGCGGAGAAAAAUGUGCUUAACGCGCCUACUUACAUAUCGGACGUUACUGCUAUGAUAGGUUCGAUAUUCCUGUACAUCUACUGGCCGUCUUUCAACUCGGCGCUCACGGGCACCGACGAGGAGUACCAACGGGCAGUCACCAAUACUUACCUCUCGCUCGCAUCUUGUACUGUGGUUACUUUCAUCCUAUCCUCAAUCUUGAACCAUGAGCCAGGGAAGUUCGAUAUGGUCCACAUUCAGAACUCGACGCUGGCUGGUGGCGUUGCUGUCGGCUCGGUGUGCAACAUGCACGUUCAGGCUGGAGGGGCCAUACUUAUCGGUAUCGGAGCCGCGACCAUCAGCGUGCUGGGCUAUAGGUUCCUUACGCCUAAGUUAGAGAAACUAGGCCUACUGGAUACAUGCGGUGUGCACAACCUCCACGGCAUGCCGGGCGUGUAUUCCGGCCUACUGUCAGUUCUGUUCGCUGCGCUCGCCACCUCCAGUACUUACGGCGAAACUGGUCUACACAGCGUUUUUGGAGCUAUGAAGGACGGUAGGACAGCCAAGGAACAAGCUCUCUACCAACUCGCCGCCGUCGGCGCGACGCUUGCUAUCUCCUUUGUGAGUGGAAUAGUCACUGGUUUUAUAGCGAAGUUGAAGAUGUUUUCUCCACUGGAAGAGAAAGACAAAUACAACGAUGAACUCAACUGGGAACUCCCCUAAUGGCAUUAGCUGUGAUCACGAGAUAUUUUGUAAGAUUGCAUAUUUAUUUACAACGAAACUACCGCGAAAAAGAAAA
Messenger RNA from Cydia splendana, 1452 nucleotides. Its product is annotated as ammonium transporter Rh type B-B-like. The transcript has 10 exons. The record is from RefSeq and is a predicted model, not a curated record. Gene Ontology annotation, molecular function: ammonium channel activity. Gene Ontology annotation, cellular component: plasma membrane. NCBI's taxonomy places the organism in Eukaryota, Metazoa, Arthropoda, Insecta, Lepidoptera, Tortricidae. Bases 123 to 1376 code for a protein of 417 amino acids. Gene Ontology annotation, biological process: ammonium transmembrane transport; ammonium homeostasis.